Molecule: messenger RNA, 591 nt
Organism: Frankliniella occidentalis (western flower thrips)
Lineage: Eukaryota; Metazoa; Arthropoda; Insecta; Thysanoptera; Thripidae
Product: beta-1,3-glucan-binding protein 1-like
Exons: 4
Coding region: 26-508 (160 amino acids)
Biological process (GO): carbohydrate metabolic process
Molecular function (GO): hydrolase activity, hydrolyzing O-glycosyl compounds
Source: RefSeq, a predicted model, not a curated record
UGGACGCUGGCGGGGCCGCAAGUUGAUGCGCGCCGGCGUCGUCGUGGGCGCGCGCGGGGAGAACGACGCGCACAUGCUGAGCGUGGAGGCCAAGGCGCCGCAGGAGGUGGCCGACUGGUCCAGGGUCUUCCACGUCGUACGCCUCAAGUGGUCGCCAGACGGCUACGAGUUUUGGGUCGACGGCGAGCCUGUGGGGCGCGGUAAGAUCCCUGUGCCGCAAGGUGGCUUUGCCAGUCUCACCGAGGACCCCGGUCAGCACGCGUGGGCCAGCGGAGGCCAGGACGCUCCGUUCGACCAGGAGUUCUACCUUUCUCUCGGCCUGGGUAUCGGCGGCCUCAACAGGUUUCCGGAUAACGUGACCAACGGCCAAAACGCCGAACUCCCCAAACCGUGGAAAAACACAAGCCCCAAGGCUAUGCUCAACUUUUGGAAGGCCAAGGACCAAUGGUACCCCACAUGGCAAUCACCACACUUGCAAGUCAGCUAUGCCAAAGUGUGGGCAUUGUAAUAUGUAUUAAGAUUUCGACUGAGUUUAUUUAUGUAUAUGUAUUAAUACCACAUAUAAGAAUACACAUUCUCACUCCACUUUGA